This is a messenger RNA of Varroa destructor (honeybee mite), 2623 nucleotides long. RefSeq lists its product as uncharacterized. Gene Ontology annotation, cellular component: nucleus. Lineage: Eukaryota; Metazoa; Arthropoda; Arachnida; Mesostigmata; Varroidae. The record is from RefSeq and is a predicted model, not a curated record. Gene Ontology annotation, molecular function: protein binding; DNA-binding transcription factor activity, RNA polymerase II-specific. Gene Ontology annotation, biological process: regulation of transcription by RNA polymerase II.
UGCAAAAUUUAUGUUAAUAUCAAGUAUAUGUGCAGAGCAAUUUGCUUAGAAAAUGAAGAACCGCUUACGCUUAUGGCUAAUUUUUCACAGGCUACUAUAGCAUAUACUUUAAUUUAAUACAAAACAUCGAGUCUUCGACGGCUUGAACACAAUCUGAAAUCGUGUUUAUGCGCUGGACAAUUGUCAAGACAUAGCUGUCACAAAAGAGCAACAACACAGCCUGCUAUUGAUGAACAUUUUUCAUUCUCUUUUGAAGGCCGUUGGUUACUUUUAGCUUUACACCAGAAAACUAAGAACACGGCUGGUUUUAGCAGAUGCGUAGUUCCGCUUUCAUCCACGACUCGCACUUCACGCCCACUUUAGCACUGGCGGCGCAAAAGUUAAUAAGUUAGUUAAUCAAUAGCUAUCGUAUUCAACAGUGUCUGAAGACAGUUGACGAACACGAUGAGCAAACUGUCGUCUAGCAGCAAAUGAUGUUUCGACCGUAUUAAAAUGAAUCGAUAAAUAAACGAACAGCCCACAACGAGCCGGAGCCGCCUUGAGAAGUGAAGUUAAAUUGAAUGAAUCUCACACCUAUAUUUAACCGUGCAACACCCUGUGGAUAACCUUCCGAAAAGAACAAAUUGCUCAAAAGAGCGAAAGAUCUCAUUGUAUUUGCGGCACGUUCUUUACCCGAAACAUGGGCACGUAUGAGUAUCUAGUAGAAAGUAAUGCGUCACCGACGCUGCCCGAACGGAUGCAAGAACUAUACGCGGCUGGAGAGCUUAUGGAUACGACGCUAGUGUGCAAAAAUGGUUCUGUGCGUGCACACAAGGUGGUGAUGGCAGCGCAGAGUAAAUUUUUAGAGGAUGUGCUAGUUCAGCAUCCUUGCAAAAGUCCUGUUAUUGUUCUACUAGACCUGGACAUCGACACAUUACGCUGUCUUGUUGAUUACAUGUAUCAUGGAAAGGUGGCGAUUAAAGCAUCGAUAUUUGAGGAUUUUGUUAAAGCCGCAAAUGUCCUGCGAUUGGUGAGUAUUAUUCGUGGCCCGGAGGGACACGAUGAGGAGACCGAUGUAAGUGGGCAAACCGUCAGUACUCAACUAGAAAGCUGCAGCAGAAGUGAUGCGAAUUCGUUUGAAGGCACGGUUUGUCACGUCGAAGAAAUGAACAAUUAUGUGGAUCCUGCUGAUACCCCGACGAGCACAAGGGAAGCUGCGACGACUACCACAGAAGCAACUACAACGGCGAAUACAUCCCAACUUGAGGCAUCUGAUGUAAUUACAGAAGGUCAAGAACUGGUUCAAGUGCAGUCUCUGGAGGGCCAUGUGCCAGAAGAUUCGUUCGUCACGGAUGAUCUGGCAGUAGCUAUCGCUCCGCCAGUAAAAAGAUCUUCGGUAACGGCGUCGCACAGUGGAAGUCAACAACAUUCGUCGGGGCUGCGUACCAUAGUGAUUUCUUCAAGAGCUAACUUCGAUCAGCGGUCAACCCCACGACUGUUCACACAGCGGCCAGUGGAAAGAAUUAGAUUGUGUCGGACGAACCAAUCAAAACGGCGUCGUUUCGAUGUUGUGGCGCUUCGGUCGCGACCACCGACAACCGUAGCCACGAGCGGCACUGGCGAAGUUCCUGUAUCAGGACUUGGGAAGGUCAUUACAAUAGCUGGUACCGGACCACCAUUAAGUGCAGAGGGUGCCACCUUGGCCGGUGGAGGUGCGAUGAAAUCAGUUCAAAACCCCAGCGCUAACAACAGUCGAAAGUGUGAGGGUCUUGCCCGCAUCGAGGCAGGCCUAAUUCGAGCAGAACAACGCGAUGGUGGGGAAUCGAAUCUCGAUGAAUUAGUGAACGUUCACCAACAGAUGGUCGUUGAUAGCAACGGGGUACGAAUGCAUCAAUGUCUGCUUUGUCCACAGACAAUGGCCUUUCCGUCCAAUAUGAAACGACAUAUAAUGGGUCACCUCGGCAUCAAACCGUUCAAGUGUCAACAUUGCGACUUUCAAUCGACACUCCGAGGUGAUCUCAACGUUCACAUGAGAAAAAAGCACCCAAACGAGGAUACGCAGCAAAAUAUGAUUAUCAGUAUGAAAUGACAGUAACACUGAAACAAAAACGAUUUUCAUAAGUUUCAGCAAUGCUCUAUCGGUGCUGCUUCAUGCAAGCAGACUCAUUAUGUAAAAAAGGAUAAAAAUAAUAAUACUAUAGUAUUCAUGGCACGAUGAUAAGGGACAAAAGGCGUUAUAUAUAUAUAUAUACAUGAAAACGGAAAAAUGCAUGUAAAAACAGGGAGCUGAUUCGAGAUAAAUUUGGGUUGAAUAUCAUCAUGGCUAGAGGCUGUAAGCCAAACAGUGACUUAGCAUAUAGGGGAGCGACAUCUUCAUCCGUAGCUAGCCCUAUUGUGUGUAUAUUUUCCGCCGCACGUAACAUGUUUCAUUAGGCCCCGUUCACCGGCAACCUUGCCACUUUAACAGCGCAUGAACAUGAAUACUAUGAUCAUAGUUACUACGUUGCUCUUACCCUCAUGUCUCUCUCAUUUCUAUUAAAAUUUUGCUAUUGAUAAUUAAUGCUAUUUUCAUUAGUUAAUUUCGUCCGUCAUGCUAUAUACCAAUAAAAGUAAUAGUUACUACUCUUUGAGGUAGUGUCGUAAA